CCUGGCUGCUCUUCAUGUCCAUCUGAUAUUCAUCAACUCUGGAGUCAACCUGCUGUUAGAAGAACAGACAACCUCCUGGUGGUCUAAAGUGUUCAGAGACAAAUCAGCACAGUUCUACCAGAGUGCUGUGGACAAGGCCUUACAGAGUCCAAAUGGACACCUGGACUUGUUCCUCCGCUUCCUCCUGGGUCUUUCUCUGGAGACCAAUCAGUAUAUCCUACGAGGUCUGAUGACAAAGACAGGAAAUAACUCACAGACCAAUCAGAAAACAGUCAAGUACAUCAAGAAGAAGUUCAGUGAGAAUCUGUUUGCAGAGAGAUAGCAUCAAUCUGUUCCACUGUCUGAAUGAACUGAAUGAUGGUUCUCUAGUGGAGCAGAUCCAAUGGUCCCUGAGAUCAGGAACCCUCUCCACAGAUGGACUGUCUCCUGCUCAGUGGUCAGCUCUGGUCUUCAUCUUACUGUCAUCAGAAGAAGAUCUGGACAUGUUUAACCUGAACAAAUACUUUGCUUCAGAUGAGGCUCUGCUGAGGCUGCUGCCAGUGAUCAAAGCCUCCAACAAAGCUCUACUGAGUGGCUGUAAUCUGACAGAGAGAAGCUGUGAAGCUCUGUCCUCAGUUCUCAGCUCCCAGUCCUCUAGUCUGACAGAGCUGGACCUGAGUAACAACAACCUGCAGGAUUCAGGAGUGGAGCUGAUCUCUGUUGGACUAAAGAGUCUAAACUGCACACUGGAGACUCUCAGUCUGUCAGGUUGUCUGAUCUCAGAGGAAGGCUGUUCCUCUCUGGCCUCAGCUCUGAGCUCCAACCCCUCCCAUCUGAGAGAGCUGGACCUGAGCUACAAUCAUCCAGGAGACUCAGGAGUGAAGCUACUGUCAGAGGGACUGGAGGAUCCUCUCUGGAGACUAGAAACUCUCAGAUUCCUGUGAACUCACACUGGACACAAACACAGUGAACAGAAAACUC
Molecule: messenger RNA, 960 nt
Organism: Perca fluviatilis (European perch)
Lineage: Eukaryota; Metazoa; Chordata; Actinopteri; Perciformes; Percidae
Product: ribonuclease inhibitor-like
Exons: 4
Coding region: 483-923 (146 amino acids)
Molecular function (GO): protein binding
Source: RefSeq, a predicted model, not a curated record